GACCGCCGCCGCGCACUCUCUCUCUCACUCACUCGCACCGCACCCGGUGCCGCCGUCGCCGCAGUCGCACUUCGCAGUCAGUACUCAGUACGCCGCUAACCGCAUCGAACGUCGCUUACUCGCGGUCGACUGUCAUCACGCACCAGUGUUGUACUCGUCGUCGUCGUCGCCGUGUUUUGUUGUAGCUUUUAUUUCUUCGCGCGACCGUCCUCCCCUAUCACAUACACCCCCAAUCGAUAAUGCCGUACGCCGCUACCACGAUCGUUUCGGCGAUGUCGUCCGGAUAAAGGUGGUCCCUUUUAGGCUUUUCAAACGAAAUAAUAAUAUACUUACCGUAUUAUCAAGACUACCUCCCAUAAUCGCUAUAAAUCCAUCGCCGCCGCGUGUGCGUUCGUGUAAAUGUUUGUGAACCGUCAACAGAACCAGCUCGGUAGCGCAGUCGUAACCACCACCGUCGGACGUACCAGGAGGCCCAGAACGAUCCCGCCGGGAUACUCAUUCUAAGGCUCUGGGAUCGAAAUCGUCUGAUGCUUCUGCCAACAAAUGUUUUAGCCGAUGAAAAUUAUGUAACCGAGGAAGAAGACGAUUAUCAGUGGUGGACCGAGGAGGACCUGUGGAAGUUUCCCCCGCCGCCUCCCCGUCCACCGUUCCUGGAGCCCCCUUAUCCGGACGGCCUGACCACUUGCGACCUGUGCACAUGGGCCCUACAACCUCUAGACGGCACUGACAACGGUAUGUUGACAGUUCCCAUUGCCGAGGUGACGUGGCCCAUGAUAUUGGUCCUAGUGUCGUUGCUGUCCGCCGCCAUCGGCGCCCUCUUCAUGGUCGUCUUCCUACACCUAAAACUACGGCUUUCCGGACGCACAGCACCAUCUCGGCCAGAGUGUUUGGUGUCGUUCGAUCCGCCCACAGACCGAGUUCACCACCAUCACCACCAUCAGCAAUUGCACCACCACCAGCGGCAGAUCGCCCAGAUAGCGGCGGGGGACCACCACCACCUGAACCACCUGAACCACCUGAACCAUCUGAACAACCUGAACAACCGUCGCGCCGGCCCGAUCGUCCGGCGGUCCGGCGGCCCGGACGGCACGUCGUCCAUCAAGCACAACGGACCGGGACGGCCGUCUGGCGGUGGUGCCCGUAACGGCGUCGGCGGUGGUGGUGGCGGGGGCGGGGGAGUCGGCGGUGGCGGCAUCGGGAGCCUGAUCGGCGGGGGCGACGACGGUGGUGUCGGCGGCGGUGGCGGCGGCGUCGGUCAUCAGCUGUCCGUGAACCCGGGCGAUUGGUUCCGGUGGUUCCGGCGGAAACGCGGCGCCGUGCUACCGCCGGACGCCGUGCCGUCCAAUCAGAACGCCGUCCGGGCCAACCAUUACACGGUCGAAGAAGCGGCCGCCGCCAUACCGGUGGUGGUGUACGCGUCCGUCAUCGGCGGCGGCCAAGACGACGGGCCGCACAACAUGUCGCCGCCGCCGCUGUCCCUGUCCUCGGCGGCCGACGACGUGCUGUACACCGAGCUGGACCGGGUGCCGACGCCCGCUUACCACAACGCCGGUUACGCGUUCGACCAGCACAGCAGCGCCUAUUACUCGGACAUGUACGAGCCAAUCGACCCUUACCACAACCAUCACAACCAUCAGCGGCAGAACUCGCUGCCGUCCGACUACGUCUGAUAUUACGCCCGACACGCGCCGCCCGCGAAUCGCCGCCGUCGCCGCAGCCGACGACGACGAUCGCAAGCCGCCGCACCACCGGUGCCGACGGUCUCGCGCGUGUAUCGUGAAAUAUUCAAAUAGAUCUAGUCGCUGUACGCUGCACGUCUACCGAAAAUGCUGUUUUGCGGCCGUGCACUCUGAUGCACUAAUGCACUAUUUACGCUGCGACGGUUAUCAUCGUGACCCCUCGACUUGAUGAUCAUUUCGUUGCAGAUCGAUUCCGGUAGCCGUUCUAAUAUUAAUAAUCAUCACACCUGCAGGAACGCAAAUGUCUCAACUAACGUUUAACCAUUCGCCGAUGACGAUCACACGUAACGCGAUCUACUGCCGAGAAAAAAAAAGGAAGCAAAACAACUACAAAACGGACGAAUAUAUCACCUGAGCGAAAAUCACAAUAUGUCGGACGUUAAGAUGAUUAUUAUUAUUAUUAUUAUUAUUAUUGUUUAGUGCAAACCUAAAGUUAUUAUUUUUUUUUUAAUCUUAUUUUUAAGUGUAAUUAUAGACUUUUUUUAUAUAAGUGUUUUAAUUAGUUGUUGAUUGUUUAUAUAUACCUACAUAAUAUUUCCAGUGAUAAUAAUUAAGUGUACAUAGUACCUACCUAUAUUAUAUAUUAUAAUAUUAUUAUUUAAUAACGAACACAGUGUAGCGCCCGCGACUUAAAUGCUAAUAACGUAAUGUGUAUAUAAUGAUACGUUUGCGUUCAACUCUCACCAAAACGACGAUAUUUAAUGUAAUAUAUUACAAUGUAUAUAAUAUAAUGUUAUAUCGUCGUACGCGCAUAAUUAGUCACGAAUGUUAUUUUUUUACGUGCAUAUAUUUAUUAAAAAAAUAAUGUGUAUAGAUCAUGUACAAAAACGCAAUAUCGUUAGUCUUUAUUUUAUCUCUUUUUAUUUUGGCUAUAUAUUUAUUUCAAUCUUUCAGUCUCACUGUCUUACAAAAAUUCUUUCUCCUCUCUUUUAUUCUCUCUCACAAACUCUAUCUAUCUCUCUCUCUCUUUCUCUCAAUAGUCUAUUAACUGUUCUCAUUUUUCCAUAGCGUCUUGUUCUCGCGAUUUUUAUAAUAUAUUAAAAAUGUUAUUUUAUGAGUAACAUAAUAUUUGUGUACAUUGCAGAAAAAUAAAACAAUUAAUAUUA
Rhopalosiphum padi (bird cherry-oat aphid) is the source of this 2845-nucleotide messenger RNA. RefSeq lists its product as uncharacterized. NCBI's taxonomy places the organism in Eukaryota, Metazoa, Arthropoda, Insecta, Hemiptera, Aphididae. The record is from RefSeq and is a predicted model, not a curated record. The coding region runs from base 528 to 1670 and encodes 380 amino acids. The transcript has 7 exons.